Molecule: messenger RNA, 2476 nt
Organism: Durusdinium trenchii
Lineage: Eukaryota; Dinophyceae; Suessiales; Symbiodiniaceae
Source: the annotation of a GenBank genome assembly
CGUCCCGUCACGUCCCCUCCAGAACUGGACGGUCUGGACACGGUCAGCGAGCUGACUCUCGGACCGUGCCGAUGGGACCGUCCUUUGGGUUGUUCGGCGAGUUGACUCACGCGCAUCCCGGUGUUGGGCUCAAGCGCUCGGCCCCAGCGCCACCGGCGACCGCGCCCCAAGUCCAUAUGAAACACGGAACAGAAGAGGAUGCGCUUGGCAUGGCUCCUCGUCUUCGCGUGGCGUCUGCACACGUACGGGCAGAGCUGCGAGCUGAGUGAGCAUUUAGAUGCCUUGGAACUCGUGGAAGAGUCGGAACCUCUUGACCUCCACAGUCUGCGCUUGCUUCAGGUGCAACAGACGCUGACGCAGGGGAACGUCAGCACGGCCAUGGCACCACGGAAUUCGACUGGACUCACCCAGCAAGGUUCCGGGUCAGCUUCCCGGCCGCUGAAAAACUUCACUCGGUUCAUCCAUGCGCCCAACAUGCGUUGGGCUAUCCUAGCGCUGGGUUUGGCGGUCUGGAUCAUGUUGGGCUCAUUGGUCUUGGGCCUUUGGUAUCUUUGUCGUCAACGGCAGAAAGACGAACCUUCUAUGGCCUUCAAGGUCACCUGUGCAAGCUUCGUAGUGCUGGCCGCCAUGGCCGCCAGCUGGCUUGCAAUGUGGUACUUCGCGGGUGCGCUGAUGAAAAAAUGGCUGAUGGAGUAUGAUGUGGCCUUCUUGGGGGUGGAUGUUUCGGUGGACCGGAUCGUCUUGAACCCUUGGUUUGGCACGCUCUUGGCCACCAAUCUGACCAUCGGCAACCCGCCUGGCUACACCUCUCAGCACUUGGCACACGUCCAACGUCUCUUCAUCAAUGUGGACAUGGGCAGUCUGGUGAAGUCUCUCGCCCAUAGGCUUUCAGUGGAUCGAAUUGACCUCACUGGUGUGGACGUGGUCUACCAGCGCUCUUGGAGCACCUUGAACCUCGAGGAGCUGAUGAAGCGGUUGGGUGCUGGUGAGGGUGGUGGAGCUGCUGCGGCCCCUCGCGGCUCCCACUCUUGGCACCUGGAUCUGCAAGUGCACCAGGUGAACACGUCCGAUGUCUGGGUUCACGUCUCGUGGCAAGCAGAAGGUCUUUUUGAGGACCUGAGAAGGGACCUGACCGAUAUAUGUUUAUAUAAGAAAGCCAAAUCAGAGAUAGCUUCUUGUUACGAACAUAGCGACUCUAGCCCUUGUUACUAGAUUCACGAUGCACUUGUUACUAUGCAGAAAGGACACGUCCGUCUCGGCUUUGGACCCUUGGAAGCUUUGUCCUCGUGGCAUGCCGGUGGCAUGCCGAUGGCUUGACCCAACACGGCCGGCAGAACGCGAUCAGCUCCGUGAGCUCCGUGAGCUCCGUGGUGGUCACAGCCAGUUUGCAGAAUGAAGGAUCGUUUGUCUUGGGGUUUGGAAGCCCCUGGCGGUUCCGGCCUUUCUCCGUGUUCCCAACGUGCUUGGUCAGGUUUCGUUGGGUUUCGACCCAUUUGCAGCUCCUCUCUGGUGGGUUUGACAGAGGAGUCGCUUGAACACCUGGUACACCUGGUACACGUCGGGUCCUGUCAGGUCAUGGUAAGAAGCACUCAAAAGCCCCGAUGGGAUGCAGGAUCCGAGCAGAGCUCAGUCGAUAAAACAACGCCCCACCACUGGCUGGGACCAACUGGCUGGGACUCAUACGUAGAGAAUCGGAUUAGACCUGCUUUGACUGGUCUAGAACUUGGAGUUUUACGUGUUUGGGUCGUUGGGACAAAACCUGGCACCAUUGGACACCAAAGGUUGAAGGGCCUUGUUGAGCUUCUGACUUCGGCAGGGCCUCAUGACAUCACUAAGUUUCCUUUAAGGACUCACAGCGGACUCGUCUUUGCCAAGUAGUGAUACAAACUGGGCACACGCUGACAUGGAAUGGGGAAUUGCUGCCCAAGCAGUCCAGUUUCCUUUAUUUUUGACAGACUCUUUACAUGGUUGUCCUGAAUCAUCCUUAAUGACUCUUGACUCACAACUCGUCGUCCCACGCGCGUCCCAGCCUCGGCCGUUGCGCUUCUGCCCAGGCAGACGUCUAUCCGAUGACCUCUGGAGUCUCGCUGGCCGUACCCAACCUCGCCUGGAAGGACUUCGAGGAGGAGGUGAAGCCCCGUUCCCACGACGAAGCCGUAGUGGUCGUGCUGGCCACUGUCCUCAGCAACGCCAAGCGUGUGCUGGGUCUUUGAGCAGGGCAGUCAAUGCGUGGGGCAGCCUUUUGAUCGCAUCCGAUGCGGGAGAAGCACUGAGCAUAUCGAGGGGCUUACUUGUCGUCUCAUAUAGUUUUUCAUUUUCUUCUUGACCAGCCUCCGGAGUUCGCCGCGUGUCUCAACCGGUGGCUCAGACGAGUUUGCAAGGACUCUAGGGAGUCCCCCUUUGAGGGGUGGCAGAAAAGGAGUAGCUAGCUGUAGCUAUACAGACUUUCUGAAAAACCUGGGAAAACAAAAGCUCA